GCUUAGGCGUCGGCCUCGGUGGGAAGCGGCGAAGAGGGGAGGCUCACGCUGCAGCGCCGGACAAUGACGGCCGCGUUGCUGGGCCGGGUCCUGGCCUGUGCGCCCCACGCCCAGAGCCUGCUCAGGUGCAGCGCGCCGUGCUCCGGCCCCGCGAGGCGGUGGUUCUGCCAGGAGCCCGAGCCCCCCAGCGCCCCGAAGCCGCCCCUCCGCGCCUUCAUCCGCUUCUACGUGGACCAGACGGACACCAUAAAGAAGCAGAACCCAGGUAUAACAGUUUCGGAGAUGGCAAAGAAAGUUGCACACACUUGGAGGAACCUAUCUGUAUCAGAGAAACAAGUAAGCAUAAUUUUUCCCCUUAAGCUUGGAUUUCCUGAGUUUGAACUGGCCAUAUUUGGAAAGCCUAAAAGACCUCAUAGUAGCUUUAACUUUUUCACGGCUGAACGCUUCCAAGAAGCUAAGGGAAUUUCAGCUCGGGAAAAGAUUAAAUGGUUAGGUGACGAAUGGCAAAAUCUAUCCAAUUCUGAAAAACAGAACUAUGUACAGUUGGCUGAAGAUGAUAAGAUUCGAUACGCAAAUGAAAUGAAGUUCUGGAAGGAGCAAAUGAUUGAAGCUGGACGUGAAGAUCUUCUAAGUUGGGAAAAAAGAUCCAAAAUGUUAAGGAACAAAGCAAAAAAGCCAGCAUCGGUUUCAAAAGUAAAAACUGUAAUGAGUAUUAAAACAGCCAAAGCUUCCUCAUCACCUGAAGUUCUGGCAAAAGUAGUCAAGACAAAAAAAUCUGAAGAAUAAAGCUGGUAAACAUUUUAUAUUUUAUUCCUUAUGAUUGCCAUGUCUUUAUCCUGCUUGUAAAAAGAUUAUUACAUCAUUCUGAAAAAAAACUCAGAUGGGCUGCAGAAUAUAUUUAACUUGAAAGUUAUGAAAGGAAUUUGAAUCGCUCUUAGAACUGUUUAAAAAAAAUGACCUCUCCUGCUGUAACAUUGUAAAGAAGUAAUCCAAGUUAAUCAAGCUGUGAACAUUUUUUUUUAUACUGGCUUCUUGGAAAAUCAUUCUUGAUUU
Gavialis gangeticus (Gharial) is the source of this 1053-nucleotide messenger RNA. RefSeq names its product transcription factor A, mitochondrial (gene TFAM). The transcript has 6 exons. Gene Ontology annotation, molecular function: transcription cis-regulatory region binding. The record is from RefSeq and is a predicted model, not a curated record. Lineage: Eukaryota; Metazoa; Chordata; Crocodylia; Gavialidae. Bases 64 to 786 code for a protein of 240 amino acids.